CCAACCGUACACCGCUAGAAGCUUCUUCCAACCCGGCCAGGAAACCAAAAUCGGAAAUCCGGAUAGAGCGCCGCCGCGACGAGCCCCGCCCCCGCGACCAGAUUCCUUUCCGCCGCCGCCGCCCCGCCACAAGCCGAGGCGACCAUGACGACCAUCCGCCGCUUCUGCUGCGACGACCUACUCCGCUUCGCCUCCGUCAAUCUCGACCACCUCACUGAGACCUUCAACAUGUCCUUCUACAUGACGUACAUGGCUCGCUGGCCCGACUACUUCCACGCCGCGGUCAACCCCGGCGACCGCGUCAUGGGAUACAUCAUGGGUAAGGUUGAAGGACAGGGUGAAUCCUGGCAUGGACAUGUUACGGCUGUGUCUGUUGCCUCAGAAUUUCGGAGGCAAAAGUUAGCUAAGACGCUUAUGAACUUGCUGGAGGAAAUCAGCGAUAAGAUGGAUAAGGCCUACUUUGUGGACCUCUUUGUAAGAGCAUCUAACAUGCCGGCGAUAAGGAUGUAUGAAAAGCUUGGCUAUGUGGUUUAUCGUAGGGUACUUCGUUACUACUCAGGGGAAGAAGAUGGCCUUGAUAUGAGAAAGGCAUUAUCACAAGAUGUUGACAAGAAGUCCAUUAUACCUCUCAAGAGACCAAUUACACCCGAUGAACUUGAAUAUGACUGAUGCUGAAUUUCUAAUUACUGCACUGUUGUGCUUUCUGUUAAUCUCGACGCUUUUAUGGCAGUUUCACAAGUUUAUUGUCUCCAGUUUAUUUUAACGAGUGAUUGUUAUGUUUUCUUUUUGCACAUCCAUGUUAAGGUUCGACAUAGUUUUCAAGGUGAAUGCUGAUGUUUCAGUAUGGAAUGUGGAUCCAAGUGGUGCAUCCUGAAAUGGAUUGCCAAAUUUCCUUUUUACCUGACUAUUUUUUCCCGGCGGUGUUCAUUUGUGGUAUUGAAGUUA
Brachypodium distachyon (stiff brome) is the source of this 945-nucleotide messenger RNA. RefSeq names its product N-terminal acetyltransferase B complex catalytic subunit NAA20. Bases 145 to 669 code for a protein of 174 amino acids. Gene Ontology annotation, biological process: N-terminal peptidyl-methionine acetylation. The transcript is spliced from 6 exons. Gene Ontology annotation, molecular function: protein-N-terminal amino-acid acetyltransferase activity. The record is from RefSeq and is a predicted model, not a curated record. Lineage: Eukaryota; Viridiplantae; Streptophyta; Magnoliopsida; Poales; Poaceae. Gene Ontology annotation, cellular component: NatB complex.